Oreochromis niloticus (Nile tilapia) is the source of this 1550-nucleotide messenger RNA. RefSeq lists its product as uncharacterized. Gene Ontology annotation, molecular function: nucleic acid binding. Lineage: Eukaryota; Metazoa; Chordata; Actinopteri; Cichliformes; Cichlidae. The record is from RefSeq and is a predicted model, not a curated record. Bases 442 to 1047 code for a protein of 201 amino acids. The transcript has 3 exons.
AAGAGGAAUUCGAUGCAGAGGAGGGAGAAGAGCUGGCCCUGGAAGAAGAGAAGCAGGCCAACGAGGAAGAGGAGUUCAAAUCAGUUGUGACUGUAUUGUAACACAUGUCAAUUGACAACACAUGUUUCUUUCUAUAGAGUUGAAAGAAUGCCACAUAGAGGUGGGAGGGUUGCCAUAUUUACAGCGGCACAAGAAACCCUCAUUGUGGAUAUGGUUCGUGGGAACAACAUCAUCAGACUCCGGGAGAUCAGAGACAAAGUCAUUGCCGAUAAUGUCAACUUUGAGAGCAUUGACGAUGUCAGCUUGGCCACAAUAGACCGAGUUCUCCGGCGCCAAAAGACGCGGAUGAAACAGCUCUAUAGGGUUCCCUUUGAGCGCAACUCUGCGUGACACAAAGACCUACGUUACGAGUUUGUGCAAAGGAUAUUACAGUUGGACGCGAUGGCCAGACCUCAUGAGUACCUCUUCCUGGAUGAGGCUUCAACCUGCAGAAACGAAGGCAAAGAGGCCGUAACAUCAUUGGCCAAAGAGCCAUCACUGAGGUCCCUGGCCAACGGGGGGCUUGUCCACCGGCAUGCUGUCCUUGGGUCUUACAACACCCAACGUCUCCUCACCUUCCUAGAGGAGCUAAAAGACAUCCUCCUGGACCACCAACAACACCAUCCUGGGCCCGCACAUCAGCUUUAUGUGAUCAUUUGGGACAAUGUCCGCUUCCACAGAACAAACCAAAUCAGAGAGUGGUUCACCACCAACAGUGACCACUUUUUAAACGUGUGUCUGCCACCCUACUCCCCUUUCCUGAACCCUAUAGAGGAGUUCUUCUCAUCGUGGAGAUGGAAGGUUUAUGACAGACAACCAUACACAAGAGAGAACCUCCUAAGGGCAAUGGAGCUGGCCUGUGUUGACAUCCCAGCGGAGGCCUUCCAAGGAUGGAUUCGCCAUUCCAGGGCGUUUUUCCCGUGGUGCCUGGCGAGAGACAAUAUAGCAUGCAAUGUGGAUGAGGUGAUGUGGCCCGAUGCAGCUCAGCGACAUGAUGCCGCACAGUGAUUGUGGUGUGUGUGUGGUGUGAAUAAAGUAAAUGAAAAAACUUCACACCCUGAUCAUGUUUUCAAGAGUACUGUUGUGUGCAAUAGAUUCUGUUUUUGCAUUGAGUUGUGUUACAGUAGUGUAACACAACUCAACACGUACAUGCAGGAUUUUCUAUAGAUUUAUACUCUUCAUAUGAAACUCACAAAUCUAAAUGCCUAAUCCUCUGCAGAGAUCUACGACGAUCUGUUACUGUAUAGUUUCGAAAAAUAUGCAUUGGCAGUUAUGAAACAAAGAACCUUCUCACAAAUUGAGCACUGUGUUUUCAGUUGUUUUGCUGUAGUGUGUAAUGAUGUGUAUAGUGUUUACAUUUUUGAAAGCUCCGAGCUGCUCUUUUGGUGUGAAAGUUUGAGUUUUGCAGUGGGAAGGUGUGGUUGUGUUUAUGUAGCUUUAGAAAAGGGUGUUGUGUUUAGACAUUGGGGAACAUGGUGGGAACGUUUGUGAAAUGUGUUUUAGCAUUUGAG